GUGUAACCAGAGUCCAGCCUGUAAAUGUCAAUGAAAUUACAGAGUGGAUCAUAUUUCCGUAAUUCACAAUGAUUGAUCGCUUUCUCUUUGUUUCUCUCUCUCUCUUUCUCUGACCCACCCAGCUCCCUCUCUCUCUCUCUCUCUUUCUCUCUCUAUCUAUCUCUCUACGCUUUCAUUCUCUGCCAGUGAAGGAAGAUGAGCAGCAGUUCGACUCCUAAGGGGACGCCGGUGCAGAGCAGCCCGGUGGACGGGGAGUGUGUUCUGAUGGAGGAGGUCCUGUCCCCCCAGCAGUCCACCCCCACCAGCGGCUCCAAGAAACGAGUGUCCAGCAUCCUGCAGAGCCCUUCGUUCCGGGAGGAGCUGGAUGUGUUGAUUCAGGAGCAGAUGAAGAAAGGUGGGAGCUCCUCCAGUCUCUGGGCUCUCAGACAGAUCGCUGAUUUUAUGGCCACUUACGGCUCUCCUGCUGCCCUGCCUGUAUCACCAUCCACAGUGACGAUGGUGACGCCGAUAAAUGAUCUGCAUGGAUAUGAGCCCGGCUCUAUGGUGAAGGGCGAGAGACUGAUGCGCUGUAAGCUGGCCAGCGUCCACCGUUUACUGGACCUGUACGGCUGGGCCCAGCUCACCAGCGCUAACCUCACAAUGCGUAUCAGUAAAGAGCAGGAGCAUUUCCUGGUGCUGCCGGACGGUCUUUCCUAUGGGGAGGUCACUGCAUCCAACCUGGUGAAGGUGAAUAUACUGGGAGAAGUGGUGGAGAGAGGCAGCACUACACUGGGAGUCGACCUGCCCACCUUCAGCCUCCACUCAGCCAUCUACUCCGCCCGACCCGACGUCCGCUGCCUACUGCAUCUACACACACCUGCUACUGCUGCUGUCUCAGCUAUGAAGUGUGGUCUGCUCCCGCUGUCCCAUGAGGCUCUGCUGGUGGGGGAGGUGGCGUAUUACGAUUAUAACGGUGUGAUGGAGGAGGAGGAGGACCGGGUGGACCUGCAGAAGAGUCUGGGUCCAACAUGCAAGGUUCUGGUUCUGAGGAAUCAUGGUAUCGUGGCUCUGGGAGAAUCUGUAGAGGAAGCUUUCUACACCAUUUACCACAUUCAAUCAGCCUGCCAGAUCCAGGUAUCAGCGCUGUGCUGUGCUGGAGGAGAGCAGAACCUCAUCCUGCUGGACCGAACCGCACACAGAGCCAACCCCACCGGAACCGUGGGCUGGGCCGGGUCCACGUUCGGCCCCAUGCAUAAGAGCCGACUCGGAGAACAUGAGUUCGAGGCCCUGAUGAGGACCCUCGAUAACCUGGGCUACCGCACCGGCUACGCCUACCGCUUCCCCGUGCUGCUGGAGCGCUCCAGAACCCGCAGAGAGGUGGAGGUACCGGCCACCGUCACCUCCUUCAGCUUCGAGGAGGGGGGUACCCGCACCCACCCCCGCCUCCAACCCCACUCCCAGAAACAGCAGCUGGAGAAAACGCGGUGGCUCAACACCCCCAACACCUACCAGAAGGUCAACCAGGACCAGGCCAGCCCGGGUCACCGCACCACGUGGCAGAGAACCGAUGAAGUAACCCAGAGCAGUGGAACCGCCAUUAAGAUCGAGAACCCAAACCAGUUCGUCCCUCUCUUCACUAACCCUCAGGAAGUGCUGGAAACCAGGAAUAAGAUUCGGGAGCAGAAUCGUCAGGACAUGAAGACAGCAGGACCUCAGUCUCAGUUAUUAGCCGGCGUCAUCACAGAUAACAGCCCACCGUCUCCAGAGAAGGUGGAACCUCCCUCGACUCCUGAACCAGAACCGCCGAACCCGUUUAACGAGCUGACGGAUCAGGCGCUGGAAGAGUAUCGUAAAGAGGUUCAGCGCAAACAAGACGGCCAGGAAGGUGGGGAGGAGGUCCUGAACGAUGCAGGAACUCCCCCUGCUGCCUCCCCCACCAAAGCCCCUCCCUCAGACGGGAAACCCUCGGACGCCGUGCAGAACGGGAAAGAGGAGGACGAGAAGCAGCAGGAGGAGCUGGAGAAAGGAAUGAAGGCUUUAACCACCAAUGACACUUCAGAAAGCGCGCCAUUGGCCCCGCCCAACGCCCCGCCCACCAAGCCUCCGGGCACCACCCCCGAAGGCUCUCCGUCCAAAUCACCGUCCAAGAAGAAGAAGAAGUUCAAAGCUCCCUCGUUCCUGAAGAAGAGCAAGAAGCAGAAGGAGAAGGCGGAGUCCUGAACGGAUCCGGAUACGAUUACGGACACUCCCGCAAUACACACUACAGCUACACACACACACACACACAAUCACGUAAACACACACACACACACACAUCGCUCACAAGGCCGUUACGAACCCUCGGCCGGACGGAGUUGCACUUACACUCAUUCAGACUCACUGUGUCCAUCUGUCUGUCUGUCCAAUCACAACACACCAAGCAUUUUUUAUUAUGGUUUUGUGACACGAAGCUUUGACGAAUUUUUCAUUACGAAAUCCCACAAUCCCUCAAUCCCACAAUCCCUCAAUCCCGACACAGGCCGAAAUGAACUAAAGUUCCACACAUAUAUAUAUAUAUAUAUAUAUAUAUAUAUAUAUAUAUAUUUACACUAAAACACACUUCGGCCCAAAACAUACUUCCACGUGCAACAACGUGAACGCAAACGCUUUAAUUGAGCUACGUUAGUUGUGUUCAGACGUGAAACCUUUGUAACAUAAAACAACGCAACGCAAACAAAGCGCAAGCUGCAUUCUCAGCAUCGCCACAAGGGGUGCUAGACUGACAUGCUUGUGUUUUUCUAAAUGUUUUCUAAAUGUUUUCUAAACAUAUAAAUGUAGACAACUGAUGGUAAUCACAGCAGCCCUGUAACAGAUAAUGGGCGGAAAAUGCUCCCUUUCCUCCUCCAGAACUUUUUUUUGUGAGUAACUGCGUUCAGAAAUGUGUCAUAGCAUAUUUCAUAACGCAAGUGCUAGUAUGUGAACGCAAAAUCACAUGUUUAAAGCUGCAUCGAAUGGGUGACAAAAGUGAUAAAAUUGCAUUUGCGAACAUAUGUUUUGAGUCUUAGCCUUAGACAUAUAGCUCUGUAAAAAACGAAGAGAUCACUUCAGUUUCUGAUUCAGUUUCUCUGAUUUUGCUAUUUAUAGGUUUAUGUUUGAGUAAAAUGAACAUUGUUGUUUUAUUCUAUAAACUACAGACAACAUUUCUCCAAAUUACAAAUAAAAAUAUUCUCAUUUAGAGCAUUUAUUUGCAUUUAUUUUCAGUUUUAAGAGUUCAGAAAUCAAUAUUUAGUGGAAUAAUCCUGGUUUUUGUUUUUUAAUCACAGUUUUACACAGGAAUCUUGGCAUAAUGUUCUUUCUCCUCCACCAGUCUUACACACUGCUUUUGGAUAACUUUAUGCUGCUUUACUCCUGGUGUAAAAAUUCAAGCAGUUCAGUUUGGUGGUUUGAUGGUUUGUGAUCAUCCAUCUUCCUCUUGAUUAUAUUCCAGAGGUUUUCAAUUUGGUAAAAUCAAAGAAACUCAUCAUUUUUAAUUGCUCUCUUAUUUUUUUCCAGAGCUGUAUUUUACGCAAGGAAAAAUUACGCAAAAAUGCACGUUGCAUUUGCGUUUGCAGUAAGUCCGAGUAAUAUUGCAAAAGGAAAAGCAUUGAGCUAUAUCUAAUUGUACGUUCAAUCUAACGUAAUCUUUAGCUGCAUUCUGACUGUUACCACAAGGGGGCGCUACAUUGACAUUAACGUAAUAAUGCACGUUACACGAUGCACGUUCGUACAGCAGGACAGACGUUGGCGUUUGCGUGACGUAUGUUGACGUAUGUUUCGGGCCGUACGCACACUCUCUCUCCCCUCGCUUUGAAAAUGACGAUAUAUUGCACUUAGCACAAGCAUAUAGACGAGAAUGUGGCAUUACGUACGCACUGAUUGUCGAUGUUAGUUCACUAUGAUUGUUCACAGACGGUCGUUCUGCACAAUUAUCGGUAUUUAUGAUUAUAUGAAUGGUACUCGUGUGCUCUCUGCUGACUGAAGGCUGGUUUCCUGUUUCUGUUUCUCCUGAUCUCUCUGAGAUCUUUAAUCUCACGGCUUCGUUUUUUUGUUUUUUAACAGCAGGGAAACAGAAAACGUGAAAACUGGCAUCAACUCUACUGAAUAAGCUACUGAGAAUAAAAAAAAUAAAUUAAAAAGUGAUUCAAGCUCAAUUAUGCAAUUAAUAAAAGAAGAAACAUUCCACUCCUUGUUUUUAUGUUGUACAGUUGACGGGGGACUUCUUUGCAGGUGUAAUUAUUAUUUUUAUGAGCAGUAUCUCUGGUUUUAAAGGCUUUUUGUGUGCAUAUCUGCUGGUUUUCAGUCUGAAUUCAUGUCAUAUUAGAAUGUAAAGUGAUCGAUGCUAGGUUGUACCAUCAUUAAACUUCAUUUAAACCAACAUCA
Molecule: messenger RNA, 4377 nt
Organism: Astyanax mexicanus (Mexican tetra)
Lineage: Eukaryota; Metazoa; Chordata; Actinopteri; Characiformes; Acestrorhamphidae
Gene: add2
Product: adducin 2 (beta)
Exons: 14
Coding region: 196-2199 (667 amino acids)
Biological process (GO): barbed-end actin filament capping
Cellular component (GO): postsynaptic density; cytoskeleton; plasma membrane
Molecular function (GO): actin filament binding
Source: RefSeq, a predicted model, not a curated record